GAGAUGAAGCUUAUUAGGCUUGUCUAGCGAAGUUUUGUUAGAGGGAAGAGUAUUUGGUAGCUAGAGGUUGCUGCGUAGGUGGUUGACCUGGUUGUCGAGGAGAGAUUGCACGUGGUGAGGUUUUACGGGGUUUUUAGUUCAUGGGAAUUGUGUCGACUGGACUUCGUCUCGCUUACUCCGUGAGAGAAAGCGUCGAUCGAAAUUAUUUUUCGUGCGUGCCGAUGUCAUAAGCUCUUCUUCUCCGGUAAUUCUGCGUUUGUCACGCUAUCAGAGGCCAAUGUAGUAACUGCUGCACAGACGGGCCGCAAUGGCCUCCUCCGUCGUUUCGGUGUCACAGAUGUCAUCCUCCGCUGCUUUCAACUCUUCCACACGUAGCGUCUACCAGAUUGUGAACGUUGGAGGUUCGUGUGGUAACUCAAGUUGGAGGACCUGUCCCGCUCCAGUAAAUGUAUCCUCGUCGAUGUCCACUUCAUCGUUCCAAGUUUUGAAUGUGGAAAGCUCGGCGAAAUCUUUCGGUCUGUUGGCUGUGGGCAAUAGUGCAAGCGUACGGGCAAGUGGUGGUGCAAGUUCGAAGUCUAUAUGUCCUGGUGGAGGAAUUGUCCCUGGUACUAGGAGAGAGAUGAUCUGCCAUGCGAAAAUCGAAGAUGCGCAGUCCGAAGAAGUGCCUCCUAUGACUGUUGAAGAGCAAGCAGGCUGGGAGCAGCGUCAGAAGGAGGCAGCUGAAAUCAAGGACCCUGCAGACCCCUUUCAGUGGCGGUGGACCCUGAAUUGGAAUCAGAUCACUCCCAACAUAAUUGUGGGUUCUUGUCCUCGAAGCCCUGGGGACAUAGACCGCAUGGUGAACGAAGCUGGAAUUGAUGCUAUCCUCAAUCUCCAAUGCGAUCUCUGCUUUGACGCCCUCAAAAUUCCCUUCGACGCCAUCCGGACAAGAGCGGUGGAGCGAGGGGUUCGAUUGGAACGAGUGGCCAUACGAGAUUUCGAUCAUGCAGAUCAAUCCUUGAUGCUUCCAGUUGCUAUUCGAGUUCUGAAUUCGCUUGUUGGGAGAGGAAUGAAGGUCUAUGUGCAUUGCACUGCUGGGAUCAACCGUGCGACAUUGACCACAGUUGGCCACUUAACAUUUGUUCAACAAAUGGACUUGGAGGAUGCUGUUGCUUCAGUUAAAUCUUCCCGGCCGGUGGCUCAUCCGUACAUAGACUGCUGGAGUGAAGCUCGAAGAAGACUUUUAGAUGGAAGAAAAGAUGAAGUCACUCGCGCUUCGGUAGAACUUUACGAGACCAGGCUCCAGAAUGGAAUUAAGGGAACCAAAGAAACUGAUUGGUUCGAUGCGGAGAAGCUUGUGAUUUCACGUACGUUUCAGAGAUACCUUGAAACUGAUCUUGCUAUGAUUGACAUGGAAACAGCUUGGUUGAAACGGAAAUUUGAGCUCGAUCACCAAGCCGCAACUGGUGGAAACGGGGUACCUACUAAGGACUCUAUAAUUUAAUCCCCCGCUCUCGACUCAGGGUUGAGAAGGUGCUUCUCAAAGGUGGGUCGACUAUUCAAUGAUAUUUGUUGCAAUUACUUUAACUAACUCGGGUAUUUCCUAACGUAGCCUUUAGGAUAAGGAAUACUUUCUCGAAAGAGUUGUAAAUUACCCUUCAAUCGCUUAGAGCCGAUUUCAAGUUCAUACUUUCACCUAAGAGAAUUGUAAAGUACCCUUCAACCGCUUAGAGUUCAUCUUCAUAUGACACUUCUAGAUGUGUUCAAUAGCAAGCGAGGUGCACAUGCAAUCCAGUGGAAUGUGCAGUGCUUCACCUAUUCUGUGGCUAGGUGUAAGCGUGCACCCUUCGGAGAACUUCAAUUCUACGGUUAUAAUUUUGACUUUUCAUUUGCAAAAUCAGAUAAAUUAUUGUUUGUUGAGAA
Messenger RNA from Physcomitrium patens, 1902 nucleotides. RefSeq names its product phosphoglucan phosphatase DSP4, chloroplastic. The record is from RefSeq and is a predicted model, not a curated record. Gene Ontology annotation, cellular component: chloroplast. Lineage: Eukaryota; Viridiplantae; Streptophyta; Bryopsida; Funariales; Funariaceae. Gene Ontology annotation, biological process: starch catabolic process; protein dephosphorylation. Gene Ontology annotation, molecular function: starch binding; carbohydrate phosphatase activity.